UCUCCACAUGGUGGCGCGCAGUGUAUUUGUUUGUGCUGUCAUGGCCGCUCUACUGCUUAGGAGCGGCGCUCGAGAAGUGAGGUGAGGGAAAGUUAGCAUGGCUACGGGUUCCGUUCACAGCUCGUCCGGCAAUGGCAGAAGCCAAGCGGCUACUGUGGUGGAUGAAUUUACAGCACCCGGAGACAAGAAAAGCCUUUUGGAAAGGAGCCGCCCAAGGGUCCAGGCCUUGUUCCCUGUUCUGUUUACAGUGCUGGGAUCGUUAGAAACCUUCCACCAGUCUGAAGUGAAAGAGGACGGGGAGAAGCCGUGUCGGAUAUGGCUGCAGCUGAAGGGAGGAAAGCAAGCUGUGGGCAGAGCCAAGGAAUAUCUAAAAGGCAUCUGUGAGCCAGAAAUGGAGGAAAAGCAGAGUUAUCCCAAGGAAAUGCACUGCAUCUUUGCAGGGGCCCAGGGUUCAUUUCUCAAUCAUCUAAUUCGGGACACUUAUGCAAAUGUGACUGUACCAGACAUAGGGGUCCUCAGCAUGAAAGGAGGAACCGAACCAGUAGUAAUGGCGCAGAGCCGUGUUCAGCAGUUCAUUAGGCUUUUUAAUGAUAAUGUCAGUUUACCCAAUCACAAGGAACCUGCAGUGAAAAAAAAGUUUAAACUGUAUGUAGAAAAACAUGCUGAUAAGUAUACAGUUGACUUAUUGCUGUUGCCAAGUGCACUAAAAAGUGAACUCCUAAGUCUUGCAUGUGAUGACCAACUUUCAGGUGAGGAUUUCUCAAGGCAGAGUUCAGAUGACAAAGUUGAAAGCCAAGUAAACCAAAAAGAUGAAGUGUCUAGAAACGGCGCAGGGACUCCAGUAACAGAACUAACAAGUCAGCUAGAUUCUGUGUUUUCAAGUGUUGCAGAAGAUAGUCCAUGCUUGAUGGAAAGGCCGUAUUCUGAACAAGACCGAUUGUCGGUUAAAAGGCGAAGUUCGGAAGCAGAGGAAAGAUUCUCCAAAAAGCCAUUUUCUUUAGAGGCUGUUCAAGUAGAUGGCCCUGUUAACAGAAAUGCUGACACAAACAACGUGCCCAUCAUUGACUUGAUUUCAGAACCUAGUGACUUUGAAGAUUCAGUGAUACUUGUGGAAGCCGAUGACAAUGUGAGUUCAGAAACAGAGUAUAAAAUACUUGUUAACUUCUUCAAAACUAUGGGGUAUUCUCAGAAUGUAGUUGAGAAGGUAAUUGGAGAUCUUGGACAAUCGGAGGAACCAUUAAAACUUCUAGAAGAAAUAGAAAAGCAGAGCAAAAAAGAGCUGUACAGCCAUCCCAGCAGUAAUAGUACAGAGCUGCUGAAGGCCAGAGGUACAUCAAAUCUACCUAAGUGUAAAAUUGCCAUCGCUGAGCCUGUACAGCAGUCUGCAGCACCAUUAAAAACACAAUGUAAAGCUUUACUUGCCACAGACAAAGCAGGACCUUCCAACUCUUCUCAUGACAAAUCACAGACAAAAGCAACUGUGGCAAACACUAUACCUCAAGAUCAGAAAACUACUAUUGCUCCAACUGAAAGACCCCUUAAUAAGCACUCUGACCCUCCUUUAACUGGAGUACAGAUAUUCCAAAAUUCUUUAAAAGUUGAAUAUCGAUUAGAACUGAAAAAUGAGCCUGGAAAAUUGGACUUGAAACAUAUUAUCAUAGAUGGCAGCAAUGUUGCGAUGAGCCAUGGAUUGAAACAUUUCUUUUCUUGUCGAGGAAUAGCCUUAGCUGUUGAAUACUUUUGGAACAAGGGUCACCGGAAUAUCACAGUUUUUGUUCCACAGUGGAGAACAAAACGUGAUCCUUAUAUCACAGAACAGCACUUCCUACAGCAAUUGCAGGAACUGGGAAUUCUUUCAUUCACUCCUUCCAGGACAGUGCUGGGAGCUCGAAUUGCAUCACAUGAUGACAGGUUUCUUUUGCAUCUUGCUGAGAGAACUGGAGGCAUAAUCGUAACAAACGAUAACUUCAGAGAAUUUGUUGUAGAAUCACCUAUGUGGAGGGAAAUUAUCAAAGAAAGGUUGUUGCAGUACACUUUUGCUGGGGACAUUUUUAUGCUACCUGAUGAUCCAUUAGGAAGAUAUGGGCCCAAGCUGGAUGAUUUCCUUAGCAAGCAGCCAAUCAAUCGAACCAUGCACAGCAGUUCUCCCUCCAGCAAUGAAAUGUUCAUUCCAAGGGAUCAUUUUGCUCCUCCAAGAGCUAUGGCACCAAGAAACGGACUCAAUCAGCCUAUGACACAAAGAAAUGGCCUCAGUCAGCCCAUGGCACCAAGAACCGAACUCAAUCAGCACAUGGCACCAAGAACUGGACUCAAUCAGCACAUGGCACCAAGAAAUGCUCUCCGUCAGCCAAUGGCACCAAAAACAGGACUCGGUCAGCCCAUAGCACCAAGAACCGGACUUGAUGAGUCCAGUUUAUUUCAACUAAUUAAACCUCAAGAACCUUUUCCACCAGCUGUGCACAAUAUUGCCCGGCCUCGUCCCAUCAUUCCUCCACAGAGAAGUCCCUCUGAGACCAUGGAAUUAAGAGAAGCCCUUCUGAAAAUAUUUCCAGAGACAGACCAGAGACAUAAAAUAAAUGAGAUCUUAUCAGCCCACCCAUAUAUGAGGGACCUUAAUGCACUGUCAGCAAUGGUGCUCGAUUAAAGAACAUUGAACACUAGCUGUUACUGAAAAUUUUAUUUUGCUUUGGAAAUGUGGUCUCAGGGAUAAAACCUUAUCACACAUACAAUUUGUAAAGGCAAAACCUGUCACACUAGCAGUCUUAAUGUACCUGUGCUGGGAAUAUUGUGCAAGUCUGCAUUCAAGACAUUUAAAAUGUAAAUGUCGAGUUUGUGCUGUACAUUAUGGAGUUUAUUAUUGAAAUUCCUUUUCAGAAAGGGUUUUAUUGUGCCUCUUAAACAGUGAUUAUUUGAUGUUGUGUUUAUAUAAAGAAACAAGUUGCGAUUUUGUCAUGGAAAACAUCUUGUCAUGUAGGAUGUUUAGUUCAUAUUUGUAUAUUUGUACAGGGACAAAUAAAAAAAAAUUUUGUCUCAAAGCUGGGCAGAUUUGUAUCAGGCAGUAACCCAUGACAACCAAUCAGGUUUGCUUUAAUUAUUUUACCUGCAGCUUGCUGCAAAAAGUUAAUGAGUGAUUGGUUGCUAUUGGUUACCUUGCAGGUGCCCAGUGCAGAUAAACAAGCCCAGAGUAAAUUUGCAUAUGUUUUGUUUGACCUACAAGAAUGUCACUUUUAUUUUCUAUCUGUUUUUAAGCAUCCUGCACAGUUUCUGAAUACAGAAAGAGUCUCUGGGACUUUAAAAUGUACAAUGCAGUUGGAGUAAAUCUGUUUUGUUUUUAAUUAGCAAUGAUUGGCUGGUUAAUGGGCACUAAAGUUUUUAUCCUAAGU
Xenopus laevis (African clawed frog) is the source of this 3383-nucleotide messenger RNA. RefSeq names its product nedd4 binding protein 1 L homeolog (gene n4bp1.L). Gene Ontology annotation, biological process: negative regulation of proteasomal ubiquitin-dependent protein catabolic process; negative regulation of protein ubiquitination. Lineage: Eukaryota; Metazoa; Chordata; Amphibia; Anura; Pipidae. The record is from RefSeq and is marked provisional. Gene Ontology annotation, cellular component: cytosol; nucleus; nucleolus. Gene Ontology annotation, molecular function: RNA binding.